Molecule: messenger RNA, 1204 nt
Organism: Procambarus clarkii (red swamp crayfish)
Lineage: Eukaryota; Metazoa; Arthropoda; Malacostraca; Decapoda; Cambaridae
Source: RefSeq, a predicted model, not a curated record
AUGGCAACUACCCCAAACUGCCGGAGCGGUCAAGCGACACGUAACUGGGAGAGGAAGCGGCCGGUGUGGGUGAUGCUGAUGGUCAACUCCCUGACGGAGAGCGACAUCAGGAGCCGCGGUGUGCCUGUGCUUGACCUGUACCUGGCUCAAGAGGCCGAGCGUCUCACCAAGCGCACAGGUGCUGUGGAGAGGGUGGAGGAGCAGUGUGUCCCCCUCAAUGGUCUCAACUUCUCGCAGGUGGUGUUCGCGCUCAACCACACACUGUCGCAGCAAGAGAUCCUGCGUGCUGGGGACAGUCACCUGGCCUACACCACCGACCACCUCAUCACCCACUACAACUGUGGUGACCUGGACGCCGUCAUCUUCUCCCAGGACACCACGCAGGUACCUCACCUGGGCAACGCCUCCCUGCCGCCGAUGGAGGCCGCCACCGCCACCCACAUCGACGAGUACUUCAGGGAGGAGCUCAUCUACAGGAGGAACAAGCGCUCCAGCCACUUCCUGGGGAACCACACGGUGCUGGACGUGGUGCGCUCGGCGGGCCUCGUCGUCCAACACGUCGCUCCCGAGACCAGGAUUAAGAGACACAAACGGCGGAGAGGACACCGGGGAGGAAUAGUGCCGGAGCCCUCAGUGCUGAAGGACUUCUUAACGUCCAGCACACUAGAUGCUCAGCAACAACAUGAUCCAGCCUUUGCCAAGUUUCUGUCGGAGCAAACAGCAGGACACCGACACCGUGGGAUACCCACCACUAGUGAACCCUCCAGGAAACAUGCACAGUUUAAUGACCUCUGGGUCAGAAUAGACCCGCAGCCUCCAGAACCCUACGACCAGCACGCGUCGGACUACCUGGAGGACACGACGAGCGUGUCAGUGGACCCCCGGGACGAGGAGCUGGUGCGGGAGUCCCUGCGGGUGUGGUAUGGCCUCCCCACCAUGCCUGCCAGCGCCGCCGCCGCCACCACACUACACCUCUCCUACAUUCUUCUACCUCUCCUCCUCCUAGGCCUGCUCCAGUCCUUCUGGCCGGGCCAACCUUACAUUCGCUACUCCAUUCACCCUGCCCAGGUAGACCUUCCCAAGGGUAAUGUUACCUGCUUUCCAGCGUUAUCUGUGGUAGGACGGUGUUCUGACGACGACCCAGAUCGGGAGUCCAGGGAUGUUCUAAAUACGGACGUGUCUUGACAUGUGUCCUUACACUUAC